AUGGAAAAUAAAGAAGAGAAUUACAAGAAUUAUAUGGAUGAAAUAAAAAAGGUUUCAAACAUUAUACAAGGAAAAAACAUCGAUUGCUUUGCAUCUAAUUCAACUAUUGAUGAAAAUAAAAUAUUGAAUGUAAACGAUAUAUGUAAUAUAUAUAUGGUUGAUAAGAAUUGUGACAAAAAUAAUAUUUAUAAAAAGGAUUCAGAAAAAGAAUGUUUUAUUGAAGAAAUCCCCCCAAAAAAAGAGAAUGAGAAAAAUUUAUGUGUUCAAAAAAAAGUAGAUGUAAUAGAACCAUUUAUAUCAACAGAUGAAAUUAUUAAAUGUAAUAAUAACACAAAUGAAUAUAAUCAUAAUAUUGUAAAAAAUAUUAAGUUAGAAGAGUUCAAAUCCACUACCAUAUCUGAAUCAGAAUCAGAAUCUUUAUGUGUUGAAAAAAAUAAAUAUCAUAUUAAUCAUGUUUAUAAGGUAAUGAAGAAUUUUAUAUUAAAAUAUAUGGAAUCUGAUAAUAAAACAAAUAACACAAAACUAAUAAGUAAUAACAUAAACGUAGAAGGAUCAAGUCGUUAUAAACAUAUAGGCUAUCCAGAUUUACGUUCAUUAGGCAUGUGCUUAUAUUAUAUAUUGAAAGGAAAAGUACAUGUUGAUAUUUUAAAGAAAAUUUUUUUUAGUGAUAAAAAAAAAGAUAAAGAUGAAAAUAUAAAAAGGAAUUAUAAUAUGAAUAAUGAACACACUGAUGAUAAUAAGGACAACAAUUGUGAUGUCACUACAAUAGAGAAAGAAAAAAAUGAAAUAUAUCAACAAGAACAAAAUGAAAUAUAUCAACAAGAACAAAAUGAAAUAUAUCAACAAGAUCAAAAUGAUAAUGAUAUGCAUAAUGAACAUAUACAUAAUGAACAUAUACAUAAUGAACAUAUACAUAAUGAACAUAUACAUAAUGAACAUAUACACAAUGAACAUAUACAUAAUAAUGAUAAUCAUUUAAAUGCAGAAAAAAUUGUUAUGUGUUUAAAUAAAUUAUUAUGUCAAGAAGAAAUUAUUAAUAUAAAUAAUACAGAACAAAAAGAAUCUGAUAAGGUAUAUGAAGAUAUAGCAUUGGAAUUUGUAAAUUAUAUGAAAAAUAAUAAUAUAAAUUUUCUAGAAAAUUUUGUUGAUAACUCAUCAAAUAAUGUAUCUGCAGAGAUCCUUGAUGGUUCUAUGGAAUAUUACAAUGAAGAUUUAAAAAAUGACAUUACAUCACCAAAAAAUAUUAUCUCACAAAUUAAUGAUAUGUCACAAAAAAAUUCUUUAAAGAACAAAGAAAUAAAUAAAAAAACGUUCUGUUCAUUGAACACCUUUAAAGAUGUUAUUAUUCAGAUUCCUUUAUUUUUACGUUAUUUUAUAUACACACAUGUAUCAAGCAGCAUGAUGAUAGAUCCAAACAGAUGUAUUCAUAAUAAAAAGAAACUAAAAAAAAAAAUGAUGAACGAGAUUAUGACAGGUAUAUUAAAUUCUGAUGUGAAUAUAUUUAUUGAAGAAUUAUUAUGUAAUAUAAAAGCAUGCUUUCUAGAAAUUCUAGAUUAUUUAAAAGAAUAUUGUCGUUAUAAUUGUAUCGAAUUUAAUGAUGAUAAUUAUUUUUAUCAUUUCUGCCAAAUAAUAUCUAUCGAGAAAACAUAUUUUGAUUUAAAGACAAUAAUAUUUUAUACAAAGAAAUAUCAGAAACUCAAGAAAAAAGUUAUAAAAAAAAUUAAAAAUAGAAUAUCAUCUGAUAAUUUGAAUUAUGAUCAUAAUAAAAUUAUAACAGAAAAUAUUGAAAAGUUAAAUGCUCAUAUAUUUGAUAUAUCUACAAAUAAAUAUGUAUAUCCUUUAAAAGAAGAUAAUAUCUUGACUAAUCAGAAAGAGAAUUAUUAUGAAUGGAUGUUAUCAACUAUAUAUAAUAAAGAUGAUGACAUUCAAAAUGAUCAACUUAAUAAACAUACAAAUAAAUAUAAUCUUAAUGGAUAUAAUAAUUUUAUUAAUAGAUGUUUUAAAAGAAAACUAUAUAAUAAUGAACAGGAAAAAAAUCAACACUUUGAUAAUAUGACACAUAAACAAAUUAAAUUAGAUUCUGUUUCUACAGAUAUGAAUAGUAAAAAAUAUUAUUUAUCAAAGAAUGAAAUAUCAACAAUUGAAAGACAUACAAAAGAUAAAGAUACAAUUAUUUCAUCCAAUCCUUCCUGUCAAAAGAAUACACAGUCAGAAUAUAUAUUCAAAAAGGAACAUACGAUUAAUCAUGUUGAAGAAAAUAAAAACAUGCAAGAUGAUAACUAUGAUCACACCAAUAAAGAUCAAACAAACAACAACAUGGAGCAACCAAAUGAUAACAAUAAUGAUAGACAUAAUGAUAAUCAUAAUGAUAAUGAUAGACAUAAUGAUAAUUAUGAAGAAGAAGAAGAGGAGGAGGAGAAUAAUAUUUAUUAUGCUCCUAGUAAUAUGAGGACUGGCAUAGAUGUAGAUAAUGAAAACGGAAAUGAAGAUAUUUAUAAAAAAAUACAUCUAGAAAAUAAUGUUUAUGAUAAUAUUAUUUAUAAUGAAUAUAACACAAUAAAAAAUGCAAGUUCCAAAUUUGUUGAUAGUGUGGAUGAUAAUAUUUCUCUUCAAAUAGAAAAAAUGACAAAUGCAAAUGAAGCUGAUCCAAAUAAUAAUAAGGAUUAUAAUUAUAACAAUGAACAUAUUUGUAGUGGUGAUUCUAAAAAUAUCAACAUUGAGGAGGAGGAUGAGGAGCAUGAUGAAAAAAAAAAUAUCUUACCUAUCGCAUGCAGCCAAGAAGAAAUUCAAAACAACAAAAUAAAUAAAAUAAAUGAAGAUAAGAAAGACGAUUAUUCUCAAGAACAAUAUUAUAAAAGAAUAACACGAAAAAAUAAAGUAAAAGUAAUUAUUGAACAAACCGAUGAGAAUGACCAAAAAAUGGAACUAUUAGCGAGUGACAAUAAUGAUAAUUUAGAUAAGAUAUCAUCUUAUGAAAAUAUAAAAAAACAAAAAAAAAGAAAAAGAACAAAAAGAAGAGGAAAUGACAAAUCUGAAAAUUAUCAUAAUGGUCAUAAUGGUCAAAACGAUAAAGAUAUAAAAAGUAUAGAAAAUUAUAUGCAUAAUUUAAAUGUCACAAACGAUGAACUUAUAAAUAAUGAUAGUAUGAAUUCAAAAAUGUUAUCAAAUCUAUUUGAGAAUCAUAAUUCAACAAAAUUUAAUAGCACUAUUCCAAAUAAAGAAAGCAUGUCAUUUGAAAAGGAGACCUUGAAUAUUUUAACAACACCAUCAAAAGGUAAUCCUAAUAAAUGUGAUAACACUGAAGGUUUGAAUAUGAAUAUAAAUAAAGAGAAUCAAAAUAAUAAUACCAGUAAUAAUAGUAAUAAUAAUAGUAAUAAUAAUAGUAAUAAUAAUAAUAAUAGUAGUGGUAGUAGGAAAGAUAAUAGUGAUGAUCAUCUUCAUAAUAACAACUUUAUAAACUCUAUUCAAAAAGAAUGCAAUGAUGUGAAUAGUCCUUAUAGGUCUCCUCUUAUAUUAACACAUAAUACACAUCAUUUGAUGAAUUCUAAAUGUUAUGAUAAUGAUUAUAUUAUAAAUAUAAAUAAAAAAAUAAAUCGAAUGAAAAAGAAAUGUAUUAACAAAAUUAUGAGUAGUCUAUUCUCACAAAAGAUUUAUAAAUAUGCUUUAAUAUUUUCUUCUAUUUUAAAAAAUGAUGGAUGUAUAUCUUUGUUAAGUAUACAUGCAAUAAAGAAUAUUGUUUUAAAGUUAUAUCAUCUGAGAAUUCUUGAGAUACAACAAAGUGUAGAUAAAAAUAAUAAAUAUAAUAUUAAUAGUUGUAAUAAUGACAUAUUCAAAGAAAAGAAAAAUAAUUUUUUUCAUUUACCUCAUGAUCAUAUCAUAUCAGCUACUGACGAGACAUAUAUAAAUGAUAAUAAUAAUAAUAAUAAUAUUAAUGUGGAGAAUAUAGAGAAUUAUAAAGGUGCUAAAGUAUUUAAAAAGAUUGGAUGUGAAAAGAAUUAUAAUUGUAAUAUAUCUGCAAUAAAUGAUAAUAAAAUAGAUGAAUAUUAUAAUUCAAAAAAUGAAAGUGACAUGGAAAUUAGACAGUAUUUAAAUAAUAUGAAUAUAAAUGAAUAUUAUGAUAUAAGAGAGAACUUAAAUAUGAAUAUAUUAAUUCAAGAAUUUUUAAAAAAAAACUUGAAUGAAGAAAAUUGGAAUAUUUUUUGGCAAUGGUUAUAUGACAAUGAAGAUAUUAAUAUAUCAACAUUUAAAAAAUAUAUAAUUAAUCAUAUAAAGAAUUUAUUGUUGAAAGGGGGUGAUAUAAAUAAGUGUGAUCCAUCUGAGGUGGUAGCACCAGAUAUGACUGAAAGAGAAAUAAAUACGGCAAACAAUACAAACAAUAAUAAUAAUAAUAAUAAUAAUGAUAGUAAUAAUAAUAAUAUUGAUCAUAUUGAUCAUAUUGAUCAUAUUGAUAAUAAUAAUUAUAAUAAUUACAAUAAUGAUGAGAAAGAAAAAAUAGAAAAACUCCUACAGUUUUAUAUAUCCAACAACGUAAAUAUAAAUUCAGAAUUUAAUAAAGUGAAAGAAUUUUUUGAACAAGAAAAAUGUAAUGGAUAUUAUAAUAAUCAAAAAAAACUGGAGAUAUUAAAAAAUGAAUAUCUACAUGAUAAUAUAUUAGAUUAUAUAAGAGCUAAUGUUUUAUAUGAGGGAUAUAUGGAUAAUCACCAUAUAAAUAAAAGAGAUAAUAAUAAUAAUAAUAAUUACAACAAUAAUUACAAUGGUGUAUUUAAUUUUUGUAGUGGUGAUGAUAGAUUGGGUUAUGAUCUGACAAAUGAAGAAGAUGAGAAUAUAAAAAAUAUCCAUAAUUUAUUAUGUCAAUAUAAUUCAUCAGAAAAACAUAGAAGAGAACAUAUUCAUAAGAAUAUAUAUAAUGAAGAUGAUCAGAAUAAACAAAUAGAUGAUAAAAGUUAUAUACAAACAUUAAAAGAUCUUAACGAUUUAAGAAGUAUAUAUAAAAAUAAACAUGUAGAUAUAUUUAAAGAAAUGAAUGAAUGUGAAUUUUUAUUUGAGGAUGAGAAAGGUAAAUAUAACAGAGAAGAUAAAAAUGAUGUAAAUGAAAAUGAUGAUAAUAUAAAUGGUGGUGAUAAUAUAAAUGGUGGUGAUAAUUCAAAUGGUGGUGAUAAUUUAAAUGGUGGUGAUAAUUUAAAUGGUGGUGAUAAUUUAAAUGGUGGUGAUAAUUUAAAUGGUGGUGAUAAUUUAAAUGGUGAUGAUAAUUUAAAUGGUGGUGAUAAUAUUAAAUUAAAGGACUUGACAUAUAAAUUAAAUGAUAAUAAUAUAAAAAAUAAUAAUAUGAAAAAUAAAAAUAAAAAUAAAAACGAUAUUAUUCAUAAAGUAAAAGAUUUAUCAUGUAAACUAUCUGAGUUAUAUAACAACAAAACUGAUUUAACCUACAACUUAAAUGACUCAGAUGACGAUCACAAUAAUAAUAAUAAGAUGAAUGUUGAACAGGAUGAUAAGGCAGAACAAAUUAUAAAUAAUAAUAAUAAUGAUGACAACAAUGACAAUAAUAAUGACAAUAAUGACAAUAGUGAUAAUAUAAAUAACAACUUGGAUCAGAUGAGAGAUGAAAAAAAUACUAGUAGAGUUACUAAAGAAAUGAACUGUAAAGACAAUAUUUUAAAUGUAAUAAAAAAUAAAAAUUUAAGUGCUCAAGAUAUUUUAUAUUAUCAAAAAUUAUUAUUAUGCUUAAAAUAUGUGGGAGAUCAUAACACUGCUAUAAAGAACAACGAAAAUUAUAAAAAUUAUGAAAAUUAUAGAAAUUAUGAAAAUUAUGAAAAUUAUAGAAAUUAUAAAAAUAUUCAAAAUAUUCAAUGUGUUGAUAAUUCUUUUAAUUAUGAUAAUAAUAAUAAUAAUAAUAUAUUUUAUAAAAACAAAAUGAAUAAUGUAUUUAGCUAUCUAAAAAAUAUUCCUUAUAGUAACAGAAAUAAUAAUUGUUUUUUAAAUAAAUAUUAUAAUUUAAAAUAUACAAAUAACAAUCAAUAUAAUAAUCAGAGUGAUCAUAUUAAUAACAAUAUGAAUAAUUUUGUAGGUGAUAAUUAUAUAAACAAUGAUCAAAUAACAAAUAACAUGCAAUCAUUAUUUGAUAAUCUUAUAAAUAAUAAUAAUUAUGAUAAUGAUUAUAAUCAUUUUUUCAAUUAUCUUCGUAAUCAAAAAAUGAUGGACAACCAAUUAAACGAACCUAAAAACAAUCACAACAACAAUAAUAUGAAUAAUGUGAAUACUACCAACUAUAAUGAUCUUUUAUAUUUAUUGUAUUUAUAUGAACUGUCUAAGAAAAAUAAAAAUGCAAAUAUGCCACAUAUAAAUAAUGAUAAUGUAUAUAAUUUUUUAAAUAAAUAUUUUUUAAAGAAUAUGAAUAAUUCUGAUAUUUCAAUGAGAGACAGUCAAGAUGAGUAUAUACAAUCUAGUGAGAAAAAUAAUAAAGAUAAAGAUAUAAAUGAAGAACAUGAUUAUAAUAAUAUAAAUCAUUUUAAUAAUGAACCUAUUCAUAAUAAUGUAACAUAUCUUUCAAACGAAGAUAAAGAAAACAAUAAUCAUACAAAACAAAAUAAUACAGAUGAUAAUUAUGUUUAUAGAAUGAAAAGAAAAGAAAAAUAUUGUAGAUUAAUAGAAAAUAAUAAUAACCAAAUGGAUAUAUUAUCUCAGAAUAAUAAUAUAAGCAUCAAUAAAAAAAAAAACCAAUAUGCUAAUUUUAAUCUCAACUUAGAUGAUGAAAGCAACCUAUCUACUUAUGAAAAUCAAGAACAUAAUAAUAAUAAUAUAACAUGCAAAGAUAAUUAUAAAAAUAAUAAAAACUAUUAUUUACAAGAUGAACAAAAUUAUUCAAGACAUGAAAAUCAUAUAAGAAUGUUAGAAAGUUAUAAAAAGAAUUUUAAAGAAAAAAUUCCUUAUCAUAUGAAAAAUAAAUAUUUAGCUAUGUCAUCACAAAGUAAUAAUAAUAAUAAUAAUAAUAAUAAUUCUAUUUAUUCGUCUAAUAUGGAAUCUUAUAUGAAUAGAUUAAAAUCCACAAGACUGAGAAGAAAAAAUAAAUAUGACAAAUAUGAUAUGGAUGACAAAAACGAUAUGUAUGACAAAUAUGAUAUGCAUGACAAAUAUGAUAUGUAUGACAAAUAUGAUAUGCAUGACAAAUAUGAUAUGUAUGACAAAUAUGAUAUGUAUGACAAAUAUGAUAUGUAUGACAAAUACGAUAUGUAUGAUAGAUAUCAUAGAUACAAUAAAUAUAAUAAUUACUUAUCAACAUUAUCUUAUUCAAAUAUGAAUGAAGUUGAACAUAAUACACAUAUGGAUGAGCUAGGUCAAUAUCUUUUGGUUCCUGGAGGUGAUUCUCAAAAUUAUGAACACGAAGAAGACAAUAAAAAUAAUAAAAAUAAUGAACCCAAUGAACAUAAUAAUCUUUGUGGUAGUAAUAAUCAUACUAGUCGUCAUCAUUUCAGACGCCCACAUGACAAGUUUAAUCUUUAUAAUAAUAAUAAUAAUAAUAUGGUGGACAAUUUUGUUAGGUAUUAUAAUAGGAAUGAUAAGAAUUCUUCGUCGUCUUUCUUCAUAAAUAAAGAUUUAUAUAAUUCUUUUGACGAGUUAAAUGAAAGUAGCCAUGAUGAAGAUACUCUGAGACAUGAUAAUUAUUUUAGAAAAAGAAAAAGAACACAUUUAAGAGGAAAAUAUUAUUUACAAAGACAAGAAAAUGACUUAGAUGUAAUGCGUAAUAAUAUAAAUGAAUUUGAUCAUAUGAGGAAUAAUAAAUAUAAUUAUAAUCAUUAUGAAGAGAGACAAGAACGUGAAGAUGAUGAGCUCCAUUAUGCAGAUGAUGAUGAUGAUGAGAAUAUCAAUAUGUUGAAGAAUAGAAAUAUGUAUUCUCAAUCAUUAUUAAGUCACAGAAAAUUAAAUGAUAAAGAGAAAGACAAUACAUAUGCUAGUACAUAUAAUAAGAGAAGGGGAUUGCGUGCAGAUAUAUCAGCAGCGGGAAAUAAGAAUGAAGAAGAAAAGAACAGGAAUGGAUUUGUUAAUACAGAUAUCACACCAGAAUAUGGAAGAGGAAGAAGAACAAAAGUAGUUAAUCAGAAUUAUAUAAAAAAUUAUGAUUGUGAUACUAAAUAUUAUAAUAAAAAGGAAAAGGCAAAUGCCAUAACAAACAUGCAUAUAAAUGUAUUAAAUAAUAAUAAUUCAUUAUGUGAUGGAAAUAAUAAAGAUAAAAUAAUAAAAACAAAUACAGAAUCUUCUUUAAUAAAUAAAAAUAAUAAUAAAAGUAAUAUUACAACUAGAAAAAUAAAUAAUUGUAAUAAUAAGAUGAAAAAUAAUUUAUUAGACAACCCUGAAGAUUAUGAAACAAAAUUAGCAUGUUCUGAAUUAAAACCUCAAAGAGGUGUUUAUUUUGACAGAUCACAAAAAGCUUGGAUAGGUAGUUGGUAUGAAGAAGGAAAACAAAUUAAAAGACGAUUCAAAAUUAAAUAUUAUGGAUGGGAUGAGGCUAGAAGUCUAGCUAUAAAAGCAAGAUUUGCCUUUGAAAAUAAAACAAAAAAUUUGAAAGGCAAAAAAGGACCUAACAGUAAAAAUAAAAAUGAUAAGAAUGAAAAAGAAGGAACUCAUAAAAUUAUUGACAAUGAUAAUGUGAAUGGAAAUGAAAAUGGAAAUGUAAAUGAAAAUGUGAAUGAAAAUGUGAAUGAAAAUAUGAAUGAAAAUAUGAAUGAUCAUGUCAAUGAAAAUGUAAAUGAAAAUAUAAAUGAACAUGUCAACAACAAUAUAAAUGAAAAUAUAAAUGAAAAUGUCAACAACAAUGUGAAUGAAAAUAUAAAUGAACAUCAUAUGAAAGAUAAUUCUAUGAAUGAUGCACAAUCUAUGAUAGACACAAACGUAAAUAUAAAUCCUUAUCCUAUUGAAUCUUUAGAUCUUUUAAAAGAUAAUAAAGAAAAUUAUAUGAACAAUAUCAAUGUGGACGAUAUUGUAAAUAAAAGAAGCAUGUCUACAAGAAAUACAGGAGUAAAUAUAUCAAAAAAUAAUAAUAUAAAUAAUGAUGAUAAUAACACUAAUAAGAGAGAUACCAGAAGAAAUAUAUAUAAGAGAAGAACAUAUGCUCAUGAUAAUGAUGUCAAUAUUGAUAAUAAAGAAUUUAAUAAUGAAAGGAAGAAGAAAAAAAUCAAUAUGAGUAAUAAUAAAAAUAAUGAUAAUAUUAACAAUAAUGAUAAUAUUAACAAUAAUGAUAAUAUUAACAAUAAUGAUAAUAUUAACAAUAAUAAUAAUAUUAACAAUAAUAAUAAUAAUGAGGUUAUACUAAGUAUUCAACAUAAUAUAAAUAUAAAAAACGAAAAUGAUAUUAAUAUGAUAUAUUCUUAUAAUAAUAAACACAAUGCUAAUAUAAAUAUCUCCUCAUAUAAUAAUGUCAACAUCAAAAAUAAUACAUAUGAUGAUCAUAUAUAUAAUGAUAUCCAAUAUGAUGAAAAUAAAAAUGUGCAAGAGAAUUUUAUGAACAUGUCAUCCUUACAACAAAAUACAAAUAAUAUAUAUGGUGAUUUUAAUAAUGACAAGGAAAAUGAAAAUAAUAUAAGUCAAACUGUGAUCAAUAAAGAAAAUGAUAAUGUUCAAACAAAACAAGAAUAUAAAGAAAAAAAUCACAUGUAUACACCAAAUAAUUGUAAUAUGUAUGAUUAUAUAAACAAAGAAAAUUAUAUGAAUGAUAAUAUUAUGUCACAUGUUGAAGGUAUGUAUAUUCCAGCUAAUUAUAUGAAUAACAAUAAUAAUAAUACAAAUAUGGAUAGUACAUAUAAAAAUAAUAAUAAUUAUAUUAACUAUGAAGAUGUUAUAAACUAUGAGCAGUCUAAAACCAAAUUAUAUCAACAAAAUGGAAAUAAUGAAGAUAAUAAUAAUAAUAAUAAUAAUAAUAAUGAUAAUAAUAAUUAUAAUUUUUAUAAUAAUCUCAAUACAGAUGCAUUUAACAAUUUAAAUAAUAAUAAUGAAGAGACAAACCUUGAAGAUUGUUCAUCCAUUAAUGUAUCAAAUAAAAAGAAUGUUGAUAAUAUAAACAGAAUAGAAAAUAAAAAUACAAAAAAUGUAUAUUUAAAAUAUUCUUAUUGUAAAUCCUUAGAUAAUUGUAAUACAUAUGCAAAAGGUAAUAAUAAAAAAUCAGGUGAUCAACAAAAUAUAUUAGAACAAUCAAUAAAAUUACCACAAGGAGUUUUUUAUCAAGAUUCUAAAAAAGCUUUCUGUGCUAAUUGGUAUUCAAAUGGAAAACAAGAAAAAAGAUAUUUUUCUAUUAACAAAUUUGGAGAAGAAAAAGCUAGAAAUUUAGCAAUAGCAGCAAGAAAAAAAUUCGAAAAUGUUUAUAAAAAAAAUGGACAUGGGAAUAAAAAAGAUAAUUCUAUGUCUUCUGUUAUGAGAAAUAAUACAAAUAAUGAUAUUAUAAAUAAAUCACAAGAAAAUAAUGAUGAAAUGUUAUAUCACAAAAAUAAUCAUUCUGAUCAAAUAGCUAAAAAGGAAAUUAUCGAUCAGGACGUGUACUCUUUGAAUGUGAUAACAAAUCCACUUAACAACUGUAUGGAGGAAGGCAAAGAUAAAUAUAAAGGACCCACCAGCAACAGCAUUGUUGGAAGUAACAAUACAACAGAAGUAGUAAACAACAAUCAACUUGAUGAUGAUUAUGAUGGUGAUGAAGAUAUCAAACAAGACACAGGAACGAACCAUAUGAAUGAUCUGAAUAAUGAACAUGUUGAUAAAAAUUAUAAGAAUUAUAAAAAUUAUCCAAAUAUCACAAAUGAUGUUAAUUAUCAAGAUAAUAGAAAUUUUCAUCAGUUACAUAAUAAUGAUCAUGUUAAAGGUCAAAGAGGAAGAAAACCUUCUAAACAUUUAAAUGUAUCUCAACAAAAUAAUAAAAAUGAUACAUAUGAAAAUUGUCAUAAGAAUGAAAACGCAGAAAAUAAUCAAAAUGAUCAUAUGCUUAAUAUAAACAAAGAUAUAACAGAUAAUAAUAAUAAUAAUAAUUUACAUCUUUCAAAUAACGAAAGAAUUAAUAAAAAUAUAUCAUAUGAAAAUUUAAAUAUUGAUCAUACAACAAAUGAUCUCUUACAAUCAUCUUGUAAAGAUAUGAAAGCAGAUAACUUUAAUAAACAUUAUUCAAAAAAUUCUUUAAAUAAAAAUCUUAAAAAAGAAUUAGACGAUGUUAAUAUGGUAAAUAAAAUUGAAAAAACAGGAUCAACACCUGCAGGAGUAUAUAUGAUUAGAAUUAAUGGAGUUGUGCAAGCUUGGAGAGCUGAAUGGAGAAGUCCAAGUGGUUGUAAAAGAACAAAAAAUUUUGGAAUUAAUACUUAUGGUACUACCUUAAGUAAAAAAUUAGCUAUCGAAAUGAGAGCAAGAAUGACUGGAGAAUGCUUAAUUUCUGAUGAUGGUACUGUUUUUGAUUAUUCAACAAAAAAAGGAACUAUGAGUAGUUAA
Molecule: messenger RNA, 11454 nt
Organism: Plasmodium gaboni
Lineage: Eukaryota; Apicomplexa; Aconoidasida; Haemosporida; Plasmodiidae
Product: transcription factor with AP2 domain(s)
Exons: 3
Coding region: 1-11454 (3817 amino acids)
Biological process (GO): regulation of DNA-templated transcription
Molecular function (GO): DNA-binding transcription factor activity
Source: RefSeq, a predicted model, not a curated record